Molecule: messenger RNA, 465 nt
Organism: Elephantulus edwardii (Cape elephant shrew)
Lineage: Eukaryota; Metazoa; Chordata; Mammalia; Macroscelidea; Macroscelididae
Gene: CEND1
Product: cell cycle exit and neuronal differentiation 1
Exons: 1
Coding region: 1-465 (154 amino acids)
Biological process (GO): cerebellar Purkinje cell differentiation; cerebellum development; radial glia guided migration of cerebellar granule cell
Source: RefSeq, a predicted model, not a curated record
AUGGAGUCCAGAGGGAAGUCGACCAGCAGCCCCAAGCCGGACACCAAGAUGCCCUCAGCCCCUGCGGAAACCAAGGGUCCCUCUGCUGCUGAAGGGAAAGCCCAUGGGGCUGCAUCUGCCAAGUCAGGGAAGAAGGAGAUCCCAGCUGAAAAGCAAGAGCAGCUGGCCCCCACCCCAGUGCCCCCCAAGAAGACCCCAGCCAAGGCAGACCCCACCCUCCUUAACAACCACAGCAACCUGAAGCCGACCCCAGUGGCCCCAGCAGCCCCCAGAAGCCCCGAUGUCACACCAGAGCCAAAGGGUCCUGGGGAUGGUGCCGAGGAGGAGGAGGCCAGCAGCAGAGGCCCUGAGGGCCGAGGGCCUUGGUCCUUGGAGAACUUGACCCCCGUGCUGGUGGCUGGCGGGGUGGCCAUAGCGGCUGUGGCCUUAGUUCUUGGCAUGGCCUUUCUGGCCCGGAAAAAGUGA